Messenger RNA from Chanos chanos (milkfish), 2526 nucleotides. Its product is annotated as deoxyribodipyrimidine photo-lyase. The transcript is spliced from 8 exons. Gene Ontology annotation, molecular function: deoxyribodipyrimidine photo-lyase activity; DNA binding; FAD binding. Bases 1 to 2526 code for a protein of 841 amino acids. Gene Ontology annotation, biological process: entrainment of circadian clock by photoperiod; circadian regulation of gene expression. Lineage: Eukaryota; Metazoa; Chordata; Actinopteri; Gonorynchiformes; Chanidae. The record is from RefSeq and is a predicted model, not a curated record. Gene Ontology annotation, cellular component: nucleus; cytoplasm.
AUGUCUGUGGCGAAAGAUGCGAAAGCUGUCUCUCAGGUCCGUCAGAUGUUGAGAGAUCUGCUUUUGGGCCGAGAGGAUCCGGAGGGAUUUUUCGGUCUGUGUCUGUCCGUUUUGGGGGAUAACGACACUCGGACGCUCUUUAUGGACUUGAUCAAACCCAUUUCCUCCGGACACGUCCAGCUUCACAGCCAGCUCUCCGCGAUCUACCAUGAAUAUUUUUCUAAGGGUGAAGAUGUGGAAGUGGAGCUGGCUUUGGCUCUUUCUCUGCAAGAGGUCAGCCAAGAGGUCAAAGAGCAGAGGUCGGCCAAGCCACCACAGGUCAAAAGCUACGCAGAGUUGGCGGGGGGUCGUUGGGCGUGGAGUGUGAACGGAGCUGGGGUACAGGACAGAGGAAGCAGAGGGCUGGAGAAACAGCCUACUGUCACAAAAUGGAGUUUAACAGACGCUGAAGUACAGGGACCAACCACAGCACUCACCAAGGGCCGAAAUGCUGAGCUGCAUUUGGCUGAGGAGGGCGAUGACUUCAUUAAAGAACAUGAUGCAGGCCAAUCGCAGAAGCUGAAGAGGUCCCGGAGGCGUCGCCAGCGUAAGAAUCAGGAGCUGUCACUCCUGCAGAGCCCCUCUGGCUCUAAGCCAAUCCUGCUCUGGUUAAGGCGGGAUUUACGAAUGUGGGACAACCCUGCUCUGAUUGGCUGCCUUGAGAUGGGUGCCCCGAUAAUUCCGGUUUUUCUGUGGAACGCGGCGGAGGAGGAGGGGCCAGGUGUUACCGUGGCCGCAGGUGGAGCGAGUAAAUACUGGCUGCAUCAGGUGCUGGUCUGUUUCAACCAAUCAUUGGAGCAGCGGGGGAGUCACCUGAUCACUCAGAGGGCGGAGCCUUCAUCUCUGGAGGCUUUGCUCAGACUGGUUGCUGAGACGGGGGCGGGCACAGUGGUGGCCACUGCCCUGUAUGAGCCGUGGUUGAAAGAAAGGGAUGAGGUUGUGUUUAGGGCACUGGAACGUAAGGGCAUUCACUGCCAGCUCUUCCACUCCUACUGCCUCAGAGACCCCUACAGCAUCACCACACAGGGGGUCGGCCUCAGAGGUAUUGGCUCUGUCUCUCACUUUAUGAGUUGCUGUCAGCAGAACCCGGGCACAGGGCUUGGCACACCUCUGGACGCCCCCGGUGCCCUCCCCGUGCCCUCUGUGUGGCCGCAGGGAUGCCCUCUGACUGCACUGGGACUGGCACGCAUGCCGCGCAGGAAAGAUGGCACUGUGGUGGAUUGGGCAGCAAACAUCCGAGAGGCGUGGGAUUUUAGCGAGGAUGGGGCACAGGCACGGCUGGACGCGUUUCUGCAGGACGGUGUGUAUCGAUAUGAGAAGGAAUCUUGUCGUGCCGACGCGCCCAACACCAGUUCUCUGUCACCAUACCUGCACUUUGGCCAGCUGAGCGCCCGCUGGUUGCUAUGGGAUGCCCGUGGGGCGCGAUGCCGUCCACCGAAGUUCCAGCGUAAGCUGGCGUGGAGAGACCUGGCCUACUGGCAGCUCUGUCUGUUCCCAGACCUACCGUGGGAGUCUCUCAGACCACCAUACAAGGCCCUGCGGUGGAGUUCGGAGCGCGCCCACCUGAGGGCGUGGCAGCGUGGCGGGACUGGCUACCCCCUGGUGGACGCCGCCAUGCGACAGCUGUGGCUCAGCGGCUGGAUGAACAACUACAUGAGACACGUCGUGGCCUCCUUCCUCAUCGCCUACCUCCACCUGCCCUGGCAGGAGGGCUACCGCUGGUUCCAGGACACGCUGGUGGAUGCUGACGUUGCCAUAGAUGCCAUGAUGUGGCAGAACGGGGGCAUGUGUGGACUGGACCACUGGAACUUCGUCAUGCACCCCGUGGACGCAGCCUUGACCUGUGACCCCCGUGGAGACUACGUCAGGAAGUGGUGCCCAGAGCUGGCUGCACUGCCAGAUGACCUCAUCCACAAACCCUGGCACUGCCCAGCCUCCAUGCUGCGCAGAGCAGGCGUGGUUCUGGGAGGUAACUAUCCGGAGCGGAUUGUGGUGGAUCUAGAGGAGCUUCGUGCGCAGUCCCUGCGGGACGCGGCCGAGGUUCGCCGGCGUUUUGGUGAAUUUGUCGACUGCCACUCAGGCUGUGACCUCGUGCCCCUCCCGGCGCGGCUGGUCCAGGAGGCUCUGGGCAGCAGGGCGGAGCUGGUCCGGUCUGGAACCCAGUUCCUUCUGCCGGUCAUCACCCGGAUGGAGUUCAAGCACCAGACCUCGGACCCUGACGGUACCGAUAACCCCUACAGUGCUGUGCUGAAAGGCUACGUCAGCCGCAAACGCGACGAGACCAUCGCUUUUCUCAACGAGCGAGACUUCACGGCCAGCGUGAUGUGUGAGAGCGCACAGAGACGGGAGAGACAGGACAGACACCAGCGCCUGCUGGAGGGGCUCCCCAAAGCCCCGCCCACAACCCCCCGAGGCCGAGCCCGACGCACCCCCGCCAGAGACCCCUACAGCACGGUGCCAGGAGGGGUCGCCGUGCCACGCAGAUAA